Nicrophorus vespilloides is the source of this 2736-nucleotide messenger RNA. RefSeq names its product follistatin-related protein 5-like. The annotation marks the transcript as partial. Gene Ontology annotation, molecular function: calcium ion binding; protein binding. The transcript is spliced from 17 exons. NCBI's taxonomy places the organism in Eukaryota, Metazoa, Arthropoda, Insecta, Coleoptera, Silphidae. The record is from RefSeq and is a predicted model, not a curated record.
AGGUCCAGGCACCACAGGGAAUCUUUGACCGCUGCGCCUCCAGAAACCACACAUAUCACUCUUUUAGAAACUAAUCCAUGCUUGGUGCACUACUGCAACAAAGGAAGAGAAUGCAUCCUGGAUGAAUCCGGAGAAGCGUCCUGCGUCUGCCAACGGAAGUGUCCGGAAGUGGAGGGUCGUCGGGGUCGAAGGUUGGUGUGCGGAUCGGACGGGCACAUCUACUCCAGCCACUGCGACCUCCAUCGAACGGCCUGUCUCUCCGGGAUCUCCGUUUCCGUCCGAAGAGGUGUCCACUGCAUCAAACACGGCAAAGGAUGGGCGAAUCCGGAGCACGAGGCCCAAUGGCUGCGUCCAUCUCCGACGACGCCAAUUACAACCACCACCGCAGUCAACACCGUCGCAACCAUAACAGAUGCAACAAUGUUAACAACGGAAACUCCGGUGAUGGUUUCUUCGGAGAUACCUGAAGAAAUGACAGAGCCUGCGGUCGUUGACAACGAAAUAGAAUCGGGUGAGUUCAUGGGUAAAGAGAAUCCGGAUGGAUGCACGAUGCAGGAGUACGAGAUCAUGAAGGAUAAUCUGCUGCUGUACAAUCACGCCAGAUUGAUGUCGCAGGACAACCACAGCAAGGACUAUCUAGUCUCGAUCAUGUUUUCGCAUUACGACAGCAACAACAACGGCAACCUGGAACCGACGGAGCUGAACGAGAUCGCCCGCGAGGAGCAUCUGAACAGUCUGAGCAGCGGCUGCUCACUCGAGGACAUGAUUAACUUCGAGGACGGCGAUCGAAAUGGAAAGCUGAGCAUCAACGAGUUCUACAUCGCAUUCAGCAAACUGUACAGCGUUUCCGUCGUAUCUCUGGACAAGGCUUUGGAAACUAAUAGAGUGACCGCAAGGGUCGGCGAUAACGUCGAGAUAAAAUGCGACGUGACCGGAUCCCCGGUUCCACCGAUCGUUUGGCGCAGGAACCAUCUGGAUCUGUCGACCAUCGGCGAAGAGGAGGUCAGGGUCUUCGCAGAUGGAUCUCUCUAUUUGACGAGGAUACAGCUUCAGCAUGCGGGAAAUUACACGUGUCACGCUCAACGCAACAAAGACGUAGUGCAAACGCACAUACUUACAGUGCACACCGUUCCCGAGGUCCACGUAACACCGCGCAUUCAAUCCAAGAGACCCGGAGAGGAUGUCGUCAUGUAUUGUCACGUUGCUGGAGAGCCGUUCCCUAAGGUGGAAUGGUUGAAGAACGAUGAGCCUCUGCAUUUGGAUAGUCCCAAGAAGUACCAGAUCGUCGGGAAUGGAACGGCGCUGAGGAUCAGGAAGAUAGGUUUUGCGGAUACCGGAGCUUACAUGUGCCAAGCAACGAACACAGGAGGAUUAACGAGGGACAUUAGUUCUUUGGUGGUGCAGGAGCAGCCGACCCCUUCCGCCCCCAAUGAGGAGCGACGUUUCUUCGCGUUCCACGAACGAGGAGUGUCCGUCUACGAGCCCACCACGUGCCGCCUCUACCAUCAAAUACAAUCCACCGAUAUUAUACCAGGAACUCAGGAAUCCGUUUGCGGUGGUAAAGGGGUAAAAUGCGUGUGGGGGAGGGCCGUCAACGUUGCCAAUAGAUACGUCUACGCCACUCAGCCUGACAAGGAUCGGAUCCUAAUCAUCUCCAAAGUUCAGAUGGUCGUGGUUGACGUUGUAGCGACGGAUAAAUUCCCGGUUGAUCUGUAUUACGUUCCGCACUUGGAUCAAGUAUGGAUUUUGAAUUGGCGCUCGACGAAUAACACUGGAAUAAAGACGGUACAGGUGAUACGUGACGCCGGACAGAAAAGAAAACAUCACACCGUGCAUCCGGAACCAAUCGAUGGGCAAUUCGACCUCGUGCGAGGAUUAUUCAUACCGUCUCCGAAUCAGGAGCUGUCGCAUUACAGUUUCAAGUAUGGGUACGUGACGCACACGAACCAGAGGGGUUUGUACAAAUUGGACUUGGCCAAUUUGCGGUACACGAGGUCCGUGGAUCUGACCCCGUACAAUUGCGUUCCGGCCCAGGUCCAAUUCUCCGCUCUGUACGGCCUGGUGAUAAUGCAGUGCCUGGAGCCGGUGACUGGUCAUCCGACAGGACAACUUCUCUUGGACUAUUUAACAGACACUGUUGUCGCCACGAAGCCAGGAUUGCCCGGAGUUCCUUUCAUCUCUCCGGACUCCAGAAAACUUGUCACACUCGACAGAACGGACAGCGGAGCCACACUCAUCGUCCAAGAAAUUACACCAACCGGAGUGACGUUCUCGUUCGACGUGAAGACUACUCUGAACAUAUCCGACAUCACGUUCUACCCGAGCGAGACGACGCACAGCUACGACAUCUACGCUAGCGCCCAAGACAAAGAGGACAUCCUCUUCCUGAACCUUCUGACCGGAAAAGUGGAGAUCAUAACAGGCGUGGGCAGAGCCAUGGCACCGGAAAUGGCGAAAUGGGGAAACCCGAAUCGUCCGAUCGGCGGAUCAGGACUUUUCGGUCAAUACAUGGUGACUCCGGCCAACGAAGCUCUGUUCGUGAUCAACGGAAGAUCUCGGACCGUGAACUGCGAGAUCGGAGCUGUGGCUCAUCCGAGUUCUAUAGUCUGGACAACUUUGAAGUACCAUUGAGCAACAUAUAAGAAACAUUAACCAGAAGGGAAACAACACAACAAGGAGAAAAAAAUACACGUAAAAAUUUUGGAAAAAAAAAAUUAAAUACACACACAUCAUCCA